Sporisorium graminicola is the source of this 795-nucleotide messenger RNA. RefSeq lists its product as uncharacterized. The record is from RefSeq and is a predicted model, not a curated record. Gene Ontology annotation, cellular component: cytoplasm; nucleus. Gene Ontology annotation, molecular function: endopolyphosphatase activity; bis(5'-adenosyl)-pentaphosphatase activity; bis(5'-adenosyl)-hexaphosphatase activity. The transcript has a single exon. Gene Ontology annotation, biological process: diadenosine pentaphosphate catabolic process; diphosphoinositol polyphosphate metabolic process; diadenosine hexaphosphate catabolic process. Bases 1 to 795 code for a protein of 264 amino acids. Lineage: Eukaryota; Fungi; Basidiomycota; Ustilaginomycetes; Ustilaginales; Ustilaginaceae.
AUGGCGGCCUUAGCAAGUGGUCCGUCCGCUGAGCCUAGCCUAACACUCGAGGAAACGGCAACGCAGGGUCCAACUGCAAACGCGCUCUCCAAAACACUCUCCGCUGCAUCUCGAUCUUCUGACGCUUUCCUGUUGCUCAACCGUGAUCUUCUCUACAUCGUUUCGGAAGCAAUCUUGGAACGACUAUGGGUGAGCAACGAGAUAUGGAUUGGAUUCGCUGACGAUGACCCGCUGACCGAACUGCAAUCUUUUCGCAAAGCAGUCAAGCCCAGGCAAGUGGCUGUGGCCAUCCCAGUCGAAAUCCUCCCGGCUUCCUCCUCUUCCUCUUCACUACCCCACGACAUCCUUCGCGUUUAUCUCGUAUCGUCACGCAAGCACUCGGGCAAGUUCGUCUUACCCAAGGGGGGUGUCGAGUCCGGCGAGCACUCCCGCCAAGCCGCGGUUCGAGAGCUCUGGGAGGAAGCAGGUCUCGUUGGCCAAGCACAUCCUUCCAGCCCGGGUCCGCUCUCCAGCACUGUAGCGGCAGACUUGACCAUAGAAGAUCAGAAACCGCACAAGAACAGUCCGGUACAGCAUCCGGGCGAGUCCGGCUUCGUUCCGAGAGCGGUCUAUACGGGCCACGAGGUUCUGCUCGCGGCCGGAGAGGAGGCGAUCAAGGAUGACUGGCCAGAAGCACACGAACGGCGAAGGAAAGCGUUUACCGUCCAGGAAGCAGAGAAGGCGCUCGAGUGGAGACCGGACAUUCAUACCAUCUUCAAACAAUGGGCCGCCGGCCUUCCUCCUCGCAACACCUAA